Messenger RNA from Cavia porcellus (domestic guinea pig), 1619 nucleotides. It is a transcript of the gene Cysrt1, whose product is annotated as cysteine rich tail 1. The record is from RefSeq and is a predicted model, not a curated record. NCBI's taxonomy places the organism in Eukaryota, Metazoa, Chordata, Mammalia, Rodentia, Caviidae. Bases 956 to 1396 code for a protein of 146 amino acids. The transcript is spliced from 2 exons.
GCAGCUAAGUAUCUGGUUGUCCGAACCGGGUUUUUGAGAAAUCCUGAAACGCAGCGCGGAGGCUUCUGGGGAAUAAAGUUUCCACCAAAAGUCCCAGCCUCGUUCGCGCUUGCGCUAGGCUCCGCUUCGUAGCGAUGGGUGGGGUUUGCAAGGCCCCGCGGUGCUUCUGGCGCCUGCGCAGUAAGUCCUACUCGCCCUUUGAAAUCCUGGGUCCAAAGACCCUCUUUACCCCAUAGACCGGACUCAGGAACGUGUAUCCGGAUCGCUCUACCUAGCCCCACACAGAGCACGUGGGCUGCGGCCACGUCCGAUUUGGUCUCGUAUUCCUGGUUCUUCCCAGGAUGCAAGGAUUGCCAGUUGUCACUCAGCGGAGCCCACUGGUGUCAGGCCUGGCCCAGUGCCUGCACUAUUGUCACUCCACGGUAACCGGGAGCGUUCCGCUAGGCCAUCUCACCAGGAAAGGUCCUGUGAGACUGAAGCCCACGUGGGCAAUUCUGGGGUCAGUGAGGUUUAUCCACAAGGGUGUAUCGAUCGUCUCUUAUUAUUUAGAAAAGUGCCUCAGCACUCUGGUAGCAGUGAGGUCAGGGCAGGGAGAAGCUGUGCCCCCGCCCAAGCUUGCAGGCUGUGGGCAUGAGCAGAGCCCCUGGAAUCCGGGACGAGCCCCACUUCCUUCCUGGGGCCAUGACCCAGGUCCUCCUGGUUGAGCCACGGCCUGGAUUUGUGGUCACUGAGUCACUCACCUUGCCCCUUAGAGCCUAAACAGUGGCGGCUGCCGCCCACCUGAGGACCAGGGGUGGGCCAGCUGCUCUGCUCCAGUGGCUGGGGCCACCUAAUAUUAGGAACCCCACCUCGAGGCCCGCCCAGGGCCACACCCUUCCCUAGGAGGGAAAAGGCACCGCUUGCUCCACACAGGCACCAGAAGGGCUGGGAGGACAGACAGCGCUUCAGCCUGGCCAUGGACCCCCAUGAGAUGGUCGUGAAGAACCCAUAUACCCAUAUCAGCAUCCCCCGGGCUCACCUGCGGCCUGACCUAGGGCAGCAGUUAGAAGAAGCUCCAUCCUCAUCUCUGUCCUUGGAGACUCAGCCUCUGCCCACAAUGACCUGCACCUCAGGGCCUGCCCGUGUCCUGCAGCCCAUUGAGGCUGAAGUGCCCAAGGGGGCCAAGGGGGUCAAGGGGACCAAGGGGGCUGUUCCCAGCCAGAGCCAGCAGUCUUGGGAGCAGCCCUGCAAUCCCUAUGGCAGUGGACAGCGCCCAGCAGGACUGUCCUAUGCCGGCCGGCCACCCAUGGGGCGCGGUGAUGACAUCGCCCACCACUGCUGCUGCUGCCCCUGCUGCUCCUGCUGCCACUGCCCCCCCUUCUGCCGCUGUCAUAGCUGCUGCUGUGUCAUCCUCUAACCCAUCCACCAUGGGGCACCGGCCACUGCUCAUGGCCAUGGUGGUAUUGGACAUUAGAGGUGACCAUUGUCACAGACUUUGGCCAUUUGCUGCUCAUGCAGCAGGCUGCUGGCUUGGCAGGGCCUUUGGAACAGUAGUGGGCACUGACCAUGGAGCCAGCAACAGGGACACCCUUGAUCACUGGGCUGCAAGGCCCAGACAAUAAAGCAGGGUGAGGUUUGUA